AGUGCCGGGCCGAGAAGCAUGAAACAACAAAGCUCACACCGCGAGAGAGAGAGAGAGAGAGAGGAGCGAUGAGGGGUCACGCUUCAGCUGCUAGGGAAUGUAGGCGGAGGAGGGGAAGCUGCUUCGUCCUCGUCAAUGGCGUGUAGGGAGCUCUGAGGGUAGGGGCAUGGAAGUGGAGUUGGCCAUGCUGAGGCAACUCAUCGGUCAGCUUCAGGAGCUCUCUGACCUCUACGGCUCUCACUACCACCUCCUCCCACGCGACCAUUGCCCCCUCGACAACAACAGGUGGUGCUUUCUUGAUGUUGAUGAUGGCUCCUUAGAAUACUGUAGUCCUGUGAUGGCAGCUGGAAAGUCCAGAUCGAGUUUGAAGAAUUUGGAUCCCUGCACGCCACCGCCUACCAAGAAAUCUAGGAAGGAGCGUAACCACGGCAAAUUGGCGGCAAAUAGUGCCGCUUCAGGUGAGGUCUUGGAGCGAGAAAUUUGGAAGGAAUUUCCUGAAGACCUUUAUGAAGCUGUCAUUGCAAGACUUCCUAUUCCUGCAUUUUUCCGCUUCCGUGCUGUCUGUCGGAAAUGGAAUUCCUUGCUUGAGUCCCAGAGCUUCUCUCAGCACUGUGCUGAGGUUCGAAGAGGCUCCCCAUGGUUCUACACCAUCACCCAUGAGAACGUGAAUUCUGGGGCCAUAUACGACUCUGCCUCAAAGAAGUGGCACCACCACCCAAGCAUCUCUUCCCUGCCAUCAAAGAUGAUUGUACUGCCUGUGACUUCAGCUGGGGGGCUCGUGUGCUUCAUUGACAUUGGCCACAAGAAUUUCUACGUUUGCAAUCCUCUUAUGCGGUCCACCAGAGAGCUUCCUCCCCGGUCAGUCCGUAUCUGGUCUCGUAUUGCCGUGGGAAUGACUCUGAACACCAGGAGCGGUACCUACAAAAUUGUGUGGUUGGGUUGUGAUGGAGAGUGUGAGGUCUACGACUCACUGAGGAACUCAUGGGCCCGAACUGGGAGCAUGCCCUCUAGCAUUAAACUUCCGCUGUCGCUCAACUUCAGGUCGCAGACCGUCUCUAUUGGUGAUACACUAUACUUCAUGCGCUCAGAUCCCGACGGAAUCGUGUCUUACAACACGGCCACUGGGUCAUGGAAGCAGUUCAUAAUUCCGCUUCCAACCCAUCUAACCGACCACACCCUUGCUGAGUGUGAGGGUAGGAUCAUCCUCGCAGGCCUGCUCACAAAGAAUGCGGCCACGUGCGUGUGCAUAUGGGAGCUGCAGAGGAUGACGCUCUUGUGGAAGGAGGUUGACAGAAUGCCAAACUUGUUGUGCUUAGAGUUCUAUGGGAAGCACGUCCGGAUGACCUGCCUUGGGAACAGGGGAUUGCUCAUGCUGUCCCUCAGGUCGAGGCAGAUGAACCGUCUCGUCACGUACGAUGUGGCGACUGGGGAGUGGGUGAAGCUGCCCGGGUGCACGGUGCCACGUGGCAGUGGGAGGAAGAGGCAGUGGAUUGCCUGUGGAACUGCCUUCCACCCUUGCCUAACUGCCGUGCCUUAGAAGGUUCGGGAUCUGGAUCUGGAUUUCUUUUACAAAUUAGUAGUCCCGGUUCUUCAUUUUCUUAUUUAUAAUGUCGAUUUUGGCUGCUUCUUCGUUUCCCCUCAAUGUGAAGGGGAAAUUUUUCUCUGCCAUGGUAACUAAUGACAUUGGGUUAAUGCAGCCCGUUAUCUGUCUGCCUUAUCGUGUACAAACGUGUAAGACAAAUAAUCCCUAUAUCGCAAGCCAAGUUGUUAGUAUUUCGCCGCUACUGCUAUAAGUGGCUCGGGCUCCUUAAUAAACGGAGCACCCACUCUUGUGUUAAUUAAAUAGCCACGCUUCUUUGUUGUUCU
This is a messenger RNA of Punica granatum (pomegranate), 1866 nucleotides long. The record is from RefSeq and is a predicted model, not a curated record. NCBI's taxonomy places the organism in Eukaryota, Viridiplantae, Streptophyta, Magnoliopsida, Myrtales, Lythraceae.